CGGCCGCCCGGGUUGUCCUCGCGCCGCCGCUCGUCCGCGCGCAGUCCGGCCGUUUGCCUCCACGCCGCCUUGCAGCCUGCGUCCAUGGCCACCGCCGCGACCGAGGAGCCCUUCCCCUUCCACGGCCUCCUCCCGAAGAAGGAGACCGGGGCCGCGGCCUUCCUGUGCCGCUACCCGGAGUAUGACGGGCGAGGGGUGCUCAUCGCCGUCUUGGACACGGGGGUCGACCCCGGGGCCCCGGGCAUGCAGGUUACAACUGACGGGAAACCGAAAAUCAUCGAUAUUAUUGACACAACGGGAAGCGGCGACGUGAACACGGCCACGGUGGUGGAGCCAAAGGAUGGUGAAAUUGUUGGUCUUUCAGGAAGGGUGCUCAAGAUUCCUGUGACCUGGACAAAUCCCUCAGGCAGAUACCACAUUGGCAUAAAAAAUGGCUACGAUUUCUAUCCAAAGGCUCUCAAGGAAAGAAUUCAGAAAGAACGGAAGGAAAAAAUCUGGGACCCUGUCCACAGAGUCGCCCUUGCGGAGGCCUGUCGGAAGCAGGAAGAAUUCGACGUUGCCAACAACUGUCCUUCUCAAGCAAAUAAAUUAAUCAAGGAGGAGCUUCAGAGUCAAGUGGAAUUGCUAAACUCUUUUGAGAAAAAAUACAGUGAUCCUGGCCCUGUGUAUGACUGCUUGGUGUGGUUUGAUGGUGAGACUUGGAGAGCCUGCAUUGAUUCAAAUGAAGACGGGGAUCUGAGUAAAUCGACUGUUCUGAGAAACUACAAAGAGGCCCAGGAGUAUGGCUCUUUCGGCACCGCUGAGAUGCUGAAUUACUCCGUUAAUAUAUACGACGACGGAAACCUGCUCUCCAUAGUGACCAGUGGAGGAGCCCACGGAACACAUGUAGCUAGUAUCGCUGCCGGGCAUUUUCCCGAAGAGCCUGAGCGGAAUGGCGUUGCUCCUGGUGCUCAGAUCCUUUCCAUCAAGAUUGGAGACACAAGACUGAGCACGAUGGAGACAGGCACAGGCCUCAUCAGAGCUAUGAUAGAAGUUAUAAAUCAUAAAUGUGAUCUUGUCAACUACAGCUACGGGGAAGCGACUCACUGGCCGAAUUCCGGGAGAAUCUGUGAAGUAAUCAGUGAAGCCGUGUGGAAGCACAAUAUAAUCUAUGUCUCAAGUGCUGGGAAUAACGGCCCCUGCCUGUCUACAGUUGGGUGUCCAGGAGGAACCACAUCCAGUGUGAUAGGUGUGGGCGCCUACGUUUCUCCUGAUAUGAUGGUCGCCGAGUACUCUCUGAGGGAGAAGUUACCUGCAAAUCAGUACACGUGGUCUUCUCGAGGCCCCAGUGCUGAUGGGGCCCUCGGAGUGAGCGUCAGCGCCCCGGGCGGCGCCAUCGCCUCCGUCCCCAACUGGACGCUGCGGGGCACCCAGCUCAUGAAUGGGACGUCCAUGUCGUCUCCCAACGCCUGCGGGGGCAUCGCACUGGUUCUGUCAGGUCUGAAAGCUAAUGAUGUUAACUAUACAGUUCAUUCGGUCAGAAGAGCUCUUGAAAACACUGCAGUGAAGGCUGACAACAUAGAAGUAUUUGCCCAAGGACAUGGUAUUAUUCAGGUCGAUAAAGCCUAUGACUACCUCGUUCAGAACACAUCAUUUGCUAAUAAAUUAGGUUUCACUGUUACUGUGGGAACUAACCGUGGCAUCUACCUCCGAGAUCCUGUUCAGGUGGCCGCACCUUCGGAUCAUGGCGUUGGCAUUGAACCUGUAUUUCCAGAAAAUACUGAAAACUCUGAGAAAAUAUCCCUCCAGCUUCAUUUAGCCUUAACUUCGAAUUCAUCGUGGGUUCAGUGUCCCAGCCAUUUGGAACUCAUGAAUCAGUGCAGACACAUAAACAUCCGUGUGGACCCCAGGGGCUUAAGGGAAGGACUGCAUUAUACAGAGGUAUGUGGCUAUGACAUAGCAUCACCCAACGCAGGUCCUCUGUUCAGAGUCCCCAUCACCGCGGUCAUCGCAGCAAAAGUAAAUGAAUCAACACAUUAUGACCUAGCCUUGACAGAUGUACAUUUUAAACCUGGUCAGAUUCGAAGACAUUUUAUUGAGGUUCCUGAGGGUGCAACAUGGGCUGAGGUCACCGUGUGCUCCUGCUCUUCCGAGGUGUCUGCCAAGUUUGUCCUCCACGCAGUGCAGCUUGUGAAGCAGAGAGCGUACAGAAGUCACGAAUUCUACAAAUUUUGUUCCCUUCCAGAGAAAGGAACGCUCACGGAAGCUUUUCCGGUCUUAGGCGGGAAAGCGAUCGAGUUCUGCAUCGCUCGCUGGUGGGCGAGCCUCAGCGACGUCAACAUCGACUACACUGUCUCUUUCCAUGGGAUCGUAUGCACUGCGCCUCAGUUAAACAUUCAUGCAUCGGAAGGAAUCAACCGUUUUGAUGUCCAGUCCUCCCUGAAGUAUGAAGACCUGGCCCCCUGCAUAACUCUGAAGAGCUGGGUCCAAACCCUGCGCCCGCUGAGUGCAAAAACAAAGCCUUUAGGAUCAAGAGACGUUUUGCCAAAUAAUCGGCAACUUUAUGAGAUGAUCCUGACUUACAGCUUUCAUCAACCCAAAAGCGGGGAAGUGACCCCCAGCUGCCCGCUGCUCUGUGAGUUAUUGUAUGAGUCAGAAUUCGACAGUCAGCUCUGGAUUAUAUUUGACCAGAACAAGAGGCAGAUGGGCUCCGGCGACGCGUACCCUCAUCAGUACUCCCUGAAACUGGAGAAAGGAGAUUAUACAAUUCGACUGCAGAUCCGUCACGAGCAAAUCAGUGAUCUGGAACGUCUGAAAGAUCUUCCGUUCAUUGUUUCUCAUAGGUUGUCUAAUACCUUGAGCUUAGAUAUUCAUGAGAAUCACAGCCUUGCACUUCUAGGAAAGAAGAAAUCAAGUAACUUGACGUUACCGCCCAAAUACAACCAGCCAUUCUUUGUCACUUCCUUGCCCGAUGACAAAAUACCUAAAGGGGCCGGACCUGGGUGCUACCUCGCAGGAUCCUUAACGUUGUCAAAGACUGAACUUGGAAAAAAAGCUGGGCAGUCUGCAGCAAAACGACAAGGAAAAUUUAAAAAGGAUGUAAUCCCUGUUCAUUACUACCUGAUAUCUCCACCAACAAAGACUAAGAACGGCAGCAAGGACAAGGAAAAAGACUCAGAAAAAGAGAAGGAUUUAAAAGAAGAGUUUACCGAAGCAUUACGAGAUCUUAAAAUUCAGUGGAUGACAAAGCUGGAUUCUAGUGACAUUUAUAAUGAAUUGAAGGAAACAUACCCUAAUUACCUUCCUUUGUACGUUGCACGACUUCAUCAGUUGGAUGCUGAAAAGGAACGAAUGAAAAGGCUGAAUGAAAUUGUUGAAGCUGCAAAUGCUGUAAUUUCUCAUAUAGAUCAAACAGCCCUAGCAGUUUAUAUUGCCAUGAAGACUGACCCCAGGCCCGAUGCAGCUAUUAUAAAAAAUGACAUGGACAAGCAGAAGUCGACGCUGGUAGAUGCGCUCUGCCGGAAGGGAUGCGCCCUGGCCGACCACCUUCUCCAGGCCCAGGAACAGGACGGUGCCGUGUCGAGUGACUCGGAGGGGCGAGAGGAGGAAGGAGAGAGCACCCUGGAGACUCUGACGGAGACCUUCUGGGAGACAACCAAAUGGACCGAUCUUUUUGACAAUAAGGUUUUGACGUUUGCAUACAAGCAUGCAUUAGUGAAUAAAAUGUAUGGGAGAGGCCUUAAAUUUGCAACCAAACUUGUAGAAGAAAAACCAACAAAAGAAAACUGGAAAAACUGUAUUCAACUGAUGAAGCUGCUUGGAUGGACCCAUUGUGCGUCUUUUACUGAAAACUGGCUCCCCAUCAUGUAUCCUCCUGAUUAUUGUGUAUUCUAAAAUAGGAACCAAGACUUUACAUUUUAAAAAAGAAAGUUUUAUAGUGAAUGGAUAUAAAAACAAAUCUGUGGCAUUUUUAGUCUAAUGCAUGUUUUCAUCCGCUAUCAAAUACUGAUUAUUAAAAUGAUGUGUAUUUAUCAGAGAAUUUGCUGGCGUGUGGCUUAAUACAUGUAAACCUAGACCUCUGACAUCAUGGUGUUUUCUUAAUGCCUCACAUUGCCGGCAGCAGCUGUGCCCUGGGUGCCAGCACCGAGGACUUUCAGUCGGGUUGCAGCUCUUACAUGCAUGAGGGGAUUUGAACAGUAACUUUUAACUGCAAACCUGUAAAAUUCUAUUUUUUAUUUUAUAAAUGAACAGGGUUUUAACAUGCUUGACUUUAAUUUUUUUGAAUUGUAUGAAGGCCUUAAAAAAGCUACAUUAAGCGUAGCUAAAAUUAUUUAUUGGACUAAAAAGUAACAGAACUUCAUUUCCAGAUUUUUUUUCUUUUUUUUGGCAAACGUUUACAUUCAAUUAAGGGGAAAAAAUAAAACCGGCACAAAUAAAUGCGUGGCAAAUGCUGGAGCAUAACUGCUUCAAUCACUCUUCAUCUUGGAGUUAUUUCAGGCCAAUCAUUCUUAGUGUCUCUUGACGUGCAGAGCAUCAGAAUGAACUAAUAAUACAUGUGUAAGUGCCAGACAGCUUAAAUCUGUAUCAGGUAUUGUAAAGAUACCCAUAUGGUUUGUUUAUUACAGUUGAAAUAAUGUAAACAACGUGAAUAAAUGUGCAAAACCAAGAUCGCAGCACACCAUAUGCACUCUGAUACCUUAAUUUUUUUUAUAAAUAAUAAAGUGAAUAUUGAAGCUUCUUAAA
Dama dama (fallow deer) is the source of this 4722-nucleotide messenger RNA. It is a transcript of the gene TPP2, whose product is annotated as tripeptidyl peptidase 2. Gene Ontology annotation, biological process: proteolysis. NCBI's taxonomy places the organism in Eukaryota, Metazoa, Chordata, Mammalia, Artiodactyla, Cervidae. Gene Ontology annotation, molecular function: serine-type endopeptidase activity; tripeptidyl-peptidase activity. The record is from RefSeq and is a predicted model, not a curated record. Bases 85 to 3873 code for a protein of 1262 amino acids. The transcript is spliced from 30 exons. Gene Ontology annotation, cellular component: cytosol.